AUGUAUUGGAAAAAUACAUGGUGGGAAGGUACAGUUUAUCCAUCAUGUAGGGAUAUCCUACUACCUGAAGGCAUGAUCAUAUCAAAAGAUACUGGUGGAUUUCCUGUGUCAUUUAUUUCUAAAGCAGUUUACAAACAGAUUUGUUAUGAAGAUAGUGUUCCUGUUAUGAAUACUAAUGUUGGAUUUGUCAUGGAUGAUUUUGCAGCACCGCUACCCAUAAUAUCACUGAGUUGGUAUGAUUAUACACGAAAUUCAUUACGAGGUUCCUUUGCCUACAGUUUUGUAUCUAUUAUUUAUGCAAUAUCCGUUCUGGCAGUUAUCAUUUGGUUUUUGACCAUUUUCGUUUUAACAAACUAUACAAUCAAGCCCUCAUGGUUAUUGAAAACAAGUACCCUGUUAUCGACCGUUUAUAUUCUAGUGGUUGUUAUUAAAUCUAUAGUAAUUUUACAUGGACAACAAAGAGAUGGGUAUCUUCAUGGGACAAAGCUUCUUGAUGGUAUUAAUUCUUACAAACCAAUAAAUAUUAUUGAUCUAAUAGUGGUAUUUUUAUUACAAAUCAACCAAGUACAAAUUAUCAUGAGAAUAUUCCAACGACAAAAGGAUAAAAGAAUGACAUUUUUUGUUGGUCUCAUUGCUUCAUUGACUUCACAAGUGAUUUGGGGAGUGGCCCAGUUUUAUAAUUUUGAUAGAAACAGCGAAGCAGGUGAUAUAUUACCGGCAUUUAUUUACUUGGUCAGAAUAGCAAUGGCGUUAUGCUAUGCUGCUAUAAUCACCGUGUUUGUCAUUUCUAAAAUUCAAGUCAUUCUUGCCAAUAAAAAAAUAUGGUUAUUGACAUUGUUGACCUCGAUUUUGAUAUACAGUCCUGUUGCCUUUUUCAUUGCUGAUGUUUCGAAUGCGUUUGUUUAUGAAUUAUCAGAAAUAUUUUCUGUAGUGAAUUAUGUUAUCGGUGUUGUUAUACCGUGGGAAUGGUGUAAUAAAUUCAAUUUAAUUAUGAAAGCUAAGGAGAAAGAAGGUGUGCUUGGACGGAGAUUUUAUGAGGAUGAAUUGUAUGAAUUGGAUCGAUUUGAAUUGUUUGUUGAAGAGCAGGUUCCUGAUAAUGAUGACGAAGGUGAAAAUGGACGAGAUGACAUAGAGGUUAGGGCACAUGAUGAUGAUGAUGAUGAUGAUAAUGAUCGUGGUAGUGGUGGUGGUGGUGAUGUUAAUGAAGAACAAAAUAGACUAGUUCGAAAUUCUCCUGCCACUGACGAUAUUUGUGCAAGAAAAGAAGACGAAUUGACUGCUGCUGAAAAGUUCAGAAACGCUUUGAGUUAUACCAAGAGAACAUUUUUGACCAUUACUGAUAAUAUUAUUGCUGCUGGUUUUGCAAUUCCCCGAUCAGUAAGUGUUUCUACGCAAUCUUUAACUGGUAAGCCAAAAGAUAGUGUUGCCAGACAUAACAAUGAGAUGCAAGAAGUAGUUCCAGAUUUCAAUCCUGAAAUGUUUGAACAACGAGAGAAUCUCACUAACGAAAAUACAACUGAAUCUUCUACAGUUCAUAACAUUGCUUCAACAAACACCAGUACUAAUAACAAUAGAAGAAGAAACAUCUACGUUUACUCCAGGAGAGAAGUAGUUUUAGAUACGUCUAGUGAUGAUUAA
This is a messenger RNA of Candida tropicalis MYA-3404, 1638 nucleotides long. RefSeq names its product Rim21p (gene RIM21). Gene Ontology annotation, biological process: cellular response to pH. Lineage: Eukaryota; Fungi; Ascomycota; Pichiomycetes; Serinales; Debaryomycetaceae. The transcript has a single exon. The record is from RefSeq and is a predicted model, not a curated record. The coding region runs from base 1 to 1638 and encodes 545 amino acids. Gene Ontology annotation, cellular component: plasma membrane.